Molecule: messenger RNA, 1098 nt
Organism: Drosophila eugracilis
Lineage: Eukaryota; Metazoa; Arthropoda; Insecta; Diptera; Drosophilidae
Gene: Gr59a
Product: putative gustatory receptor 59b
Exons: 2
Coding region: 1-1098 (365 amino acids)
Biological process (GO): sensory perception of taste
Cellular component (GO): membrane
Source: RefSeq, a predicted model, not a curated record
AUGAAGUUGAUUGUGUCGAUAUGUUACGUAUACGCCAUGGCUAUCGGCAUGACGUCAUACUGCCUAAUCGGUGGAAAUUUAAAGCAGACAAAGAUUACCCAGAUAUAUUCUGUCGCUAUGAAUGCAAUCACCUUGACGGUUCUGCCGUUAGCUUUCUGGAAAUCAGCCCAGUUAAUGACGAUGGCCGAAUGGCUGCCUUCCUACAUGUGGAUAACUCCUUAUGUCCUGUAUUCGUGCAACUACGUUGUUAUAGCUUAUACUCUGAUUUCGAGAUGCUUUAGAGACGCCAUGUUGCUGGACCUACAGCUUUUAAUAAUGCAAAUAAAACGGAAGAUGUCGCGUAGGGCAAAGGAAAUCAAUCCAAAUCUGCGUCAUAUAUUUUUCCUGAAAAGCUUUACGUUUAGUUACUUGUGCGUUGCGUAUAUACUGACCAUCUUCGUUUACCAAUGGAAAUUAGAAUGGUCUCAAAUUGCAUACGGAGGUCUAGUUAACACUUCCUUAACUGUCCAGAUCGUCAAUACGUACAUCUAUUUCGUUUCCUUUUGGCAGAUUGCCAGAGGCUAUGAUUUUGUUAACCAGCAAGUGGUAGAGAUCACUUCAGCUGCAUGGUUGGGCUCAAAAGUUCAAGCAGUAGAACUUCGAGGCCUUUGGGCUCUGCAUUCCAACCUGAGCCGGACUGCGAGAAGGUUAAAUAGGCACUAUGGUCUUCAGAUGCUUGCCAUUCGUUUCGAUUACUUUAUAUUCUCCAUUAUAAAUCUAUAUAUGGGGACGAUAUACGCAAGGUAUGGAAAAUCCGAUGCGAUUGAAAAGUUGUACGGAUCUCUAAUUUUUUGGAUACGAAGUGUCGAUUUUUUUCUAAAUGAUUAUAUUUGCGGUUUGGUUACUGAAUAUCAAAGUCAGCCAAAGUAUUUUGUCAACGAGCGCGACAUGUCUAAUCAGCUGAGUUCUUUCUUGAUGUAUGACAGCAGCACAAGGCUGGAUCUGAAGGUCUGCGGACUCUAUCCGGCGAAUAAAAAGCAAUGGAUGGAAAUGGUGGCCUCUAUUUUAGUACACUCCACAAUGCUGCUCCAGUUUCAUCUGGUUGGGAGCAAGAAAUAG